Syzygium oleosum is the source of this 1750-nucleotide messenger RNA. RefSeq lists its product as uncharacterized. The record is from RefSeq and is a predicted model, not a curated record. Bases 530 to 1564 code for a protein of 344 amino acids. NCBI's taxonomy places the organism in Eukaryota, Viridiplantae, Streptophyta, Magnoliopsida, Myrtales, Myrtaceae. The transcript has 2 exons.
AAGUCCUAAGCUGAGUUUAUGACUUAUCAGCUUGCAGCUAACCCCUUAGAGUAAAAAAUUCCUGGGUUUUGCUUCGGAGAAUGAGCAGAGAGUGAAUCUAACGACAAUAGCCGUAACUUCAGCACAUUAAGUAGAGCAUACGACGGCGAGGUCGAUAAGCUUGCUGUAAGCUCAAGUAAUUACGAAUAGUAGUGCAACUGGCGCACGGUCAUCUCUUACAUAUUCAAGCAAAUAGAAGCUUUAAGCUCUUUCAAAAAGUAAAAUAAGACUUACAAAAGAUGUUAAGGAUGGUUUAUGAUAGUUAGUCAAAGCCUAUAUUUAUUUAGGAAGCAAGAAAAUCGAGGAUUAAGCCGAACUCCAAGGCCUAGUUUAAGUUAGACAUUUUCACGUUUCCAUAUAAAGAGGCCUCUCUGAACAUUCUAAACCGUCCAAGAAUAUCCCCCAUUUUCUGCUGUAAGCAUCUAAUAAUCAACAGAGGGAAGACACAUUAAGAGAAGCAUCUUCGGGCUGUGAUCGCGUCUUGAAGACGAUGGAGGUAGGAAAGCCGUUGAUCUUGAUGGCUAUCCUUGCGGUUCUGGUCUCGCUGGGGGCGUCCGUGGUCCAAGGGGCGACUGACAAACCGACGACUCCUGACCCCAAUUCGACAAAGUACGUGAUGCUAAGAACAUUGUCUUCCGGCCAGGAGCGAGCGUUUUGUGUGGCGUCCGGCAAGUGUCGCCUCAAGACGCUCACCUGCCCUGCUCAGUGCCCGCAGAGGAAGCCUAAGAAGAACAGGAAGCAUAAGGGUUGCUACAUUGACUGCAGCAGCAGCAAGUGUGAAGCCACUUGCAGAUAUAGAAAAGCCAACUGCCAUGGAUAUGGCUCUCUCUGUUAUGACCCUCGGUUCAUCGGCGGCGAUGGCGUGAUGUUCUACUUCCAUGGGGCAACCGGAGGGAACUUUUCGCUCGUCUCCGAUGACAACCUCCACAUCAAUGCCCACUUCAUCGGGACCCGCCCUAAGGGACGGACACGCGACUUCACGUGGGUGCAAGCCCUCGCGAUCAUUUUUGACAAGCACACCCUCGUCAUCGAAGCGAAGAGAGUCUCGCACUGGGACGAUGAAGUAGACGCUCUCAACAUCACUUGGGACAAUAAGGCGGUCCAAGUCCCCACCGACGGAGAGGCCGAGUGGAGGCAUGAAGGCGAGGACAGGACAGUGAUAGUCGAAAGGACCGAUGAUACUAACUCCGUGAGGGUGACAUUGAGUGGAUUGCUCGAAAUGGACGUAAGGGUAGUGCCGAUUGGCGAAGAAGAGAACCGGGUCCACAACUAUCAAAUACCGAAGGACGACGCGUUCGCUCACUUGGAGACACAGUUCAGGUUUUCUAAUCUGUCGGACCUUGUCGAAGGAGUUCUGGGCAAGACUUACAGGCCAAACUAUGCGAGCCCUGUGAAGGUCGGCGUUCCGAUGCCGAUGAUGGGGGGUGAGGACAAGUACCAAGCACCAUCUCUUUUGUCACCUCUCUGCAAAGUCUGCAGGUUCAAGGGACCAACUGGGUAUGCUAUGGGUGUUGCUCAGUACUAACCAUGCUGAUAACAAGAAAAAGAUCGUUCCUUUUUUCUCAUUUCAAUCAAAGUAGACGUCUGUGUUUGUAUCUUCGUUUAGGGGGGUUCUUCUGCUUUGUGCUUGAAUGAUUUGUGCGUGUACAAAAUAAGGGACAAAUUGGCCCAUCAUGUCGUGUUCUGCUGAAAACUUAUCUUCGUUUGGUAA